AUGGCGAGUAUGGUCACCGAGAACGGGUGUGGAGUGGCAGCGGAGACCGCACAGCCGCAGGGUCCGGGUCGGGGCGCGGUCAGAUGGGGCUCACAGCACGCCGGUGCCCGAGAACUGGCUAGCCUGUACUCGCCAGGCAAACGAUGUCAAGAAUGGAUCAGCGUCAUCUUCUGCUUUUCUCUCAUGGCCUUCAACUUAAUUCACCUUCUUGCCAAUUUCCAUCUGGGACAUGUGUGGUACAUACAGCUGGGCAUCGUGGCAGGAAUACUCACCGCUGACUUCGCGUCGGGACUCGUACACUGGGGGGCCGACACAUGGGGAUCAGUGGAUCUACCCAUCUUUGGAAAGGCGUUUAUUCGGCCGUUCAGAGAGCACCACAUCGACCCCACAGCCAUCACCCGUCACGACUUCAUCGAGACAAACGGUGACAACUGCAUGCUGACCAUCGUCCCUCUCGCAAACAUGGCCUUCAACUUUCUCACGCUGUCCCCCGCGGAGAUUUACCACAUCUACCCGUGGUACUGCUACUUGUACGCGCUGGCCAUCUUUGUGACGCUCACCAACCAGAUCCACAAGUGGUCGCACACGUACUUCGGCCUUCCUCGCUGGGUGGUGCUCCUGCAGGACUGCCACGUCAUCCUUCCUCGCAAGCACCACCGCAUCCACCACGUCUCCCCUCAUGAGACGUAUUUCUGCAUCACCACAGGUUGGUUAAACUAUCCUCUCGAGAGGCUCGGUUUCUGGAGAGCCUUGGAGGAUCUCAUCCAGGGCGUGACGGGAGAGAAACCCAGAGCGGACGACUUAAAAUGGGCUAAGAAAGUGAAAUAACUCUGAAGGCUAACUGCAUCCUACCUCAGCAACCUCUGGCUCUGCCCAGGCUUCUCGUCGUGUUUUCUCGCCUCACUUAAAAACUGCAGUUCACAGGAUGAACGGCUAACAGUUUCUGAUGCCAUAGCUUUAAGUCUUGCACAUUUUUUCUUUUCCUUUCACCAAGCGAGGGCUCCGUUUCUGGGAUUUUAUUUUAUAGCUUUUCUACACGGAUACAUUAUCUAAACUGCAAUAUGUUAUAAGCUUUUUAUUUCUAACACAGGUCAUCAUUUUUUAUAGGUUUUUGCAAAUAAUGUAUCACUUUCCGAAGGAGGUGAGACUAUUACUCUGACCUGAACCAGCGCUGUGGAGAAUGAUCACACGCCCGAUCAGGAGAGCUUGAAUCCACAUUUUUACUCGUCACCGCUUUAUUUUCUGUUGAACGAAGAAGCUCUAAAGAAUCGAAUUUGAUCUGAACGUCCUAGAAUCAGUCAGUUAUGUAGGAUUUCUCUAGAGGCGUUACCAUUGUUGAUAGCUUGUGAUCAAGUAACUGUUACAUUUGCUAUCUACUUGCACAUUUGGGUUUGGCUCUGCACACUUUUUGAUAGUUUUAUAGGAUAAGUGGAAACAAAGUGAGGCAGAAAUGUGUUUUUUGUUUGUCAAGAAUUAUGAAAUUUAUAUCUUUCUUUCUAUAGCACAGCCAUAUUUAUUAGUAGUUUAAUAAAUGGAUGAAUCUGUUUCAGCAGGAGAAAAAGUGAGCUACUAAGUAAUCUAAAUAAGUCUGAAACUGACAGCUGCUCUCUCACUUCCUUAUCGAUAGCUUUGCCUGUUAAAGUUACUUUAUAAACCCAGCUUUAAUAGUCGCAGUUACAUUAUCAACGUCCUUACUGGAUUACUUCAAAUCUAAGGACUGUGGGAUUUGUUUUGCUUCAUUUUUUCCACUUUCAAGCUGAACCACAGCAAAAUGCCUCUGGCCGAGGAAGGGGACAUCAGAAAUAUUACACACAGACUUCAAUCUGUAGAAAUAAAGAUUCAUGCUCUGGAGAGGAAUACCAAGAACGACCCUGGUUCAGCUCAACAAAUAACUCAAAACAAUGACCAGUUCAGUGUUGCACAAAGACUUCAGUCAGUAGAAAUGAAGAUUCAGCGGCUGGAAUGGAAAUGAAGCAACUCUUCCUCAAAACAAACGGAGAGUUUGCGUAAACCUCACCCACGAACUGAAAAAAUAAAUUCUCACAUUUUGAAUCCGACGAGACUAAUAAUCGGCGUGAUCAGCUUUGAGCUGAAAUAUUCCCCAUCAUCAACACUUUAACACUGACUACACCAAAGAAAACUAAACCUCACCUUCAAAUGCCAACAAGAGGCAGGACAAACGCAUCCAGCCCCCAAAGUGAACACCAAGAAAACUAAAUGAAUGACAAAACUGCUUAUUGUCGGAGAUGAUCAAUAAACAGAUUUGGUCAUUUUUCCAAUGAUAAGAGAAUGAAAGUACUCGUUCCCCAAAGACAUUGUCUGAUAUAACGUAGAAAAUACUCUAACCACGAAUGAUCUGGACAAACAAAAGUCUUUACCGUUCUUCUGAACGCUGUUGGGGAAACUAAAACUGCCGGCUUGGCGACCUUCAUUCACAACCACAGGAUAUUCUGAGACCGUUGUCAUCUCUUCGGACGAGGCGGACGAUGUCUUAAUAACUACGGAACAAAGCUACUCACUGCAAACCUCUUUCAUUUUAUCAACAACGUGAUCACCGCUUCAGAAGAACCGACUCAAGGACGUUUGAUUAGGAUGCAGCUGGAGACAGAACGAUGCCUCCAUUAACAUCCCAACACACCUGUGAAGAAAUGUCUUCUCCUGGACCUGAGAUUAUUAAAUUCACGGAUACAUGAACAACCAAGUUCUCAAAAUACGACAUUUCUUAGUGCUCACAAAGCACACUUCACUUCAUCAAAAGUAAACCUUUGAUUCUCCAGAGACAAUACUAACUUUUACUGGACGAUAAAUUGUCCCAGAAGUUAUUGCGAUAAACGAUAAUAUUGUUGGUUUGAGACCAUUUUGAAGUAAUAUAAUGGUAAUGCAAGAAUACAUCCUCAAAGAUCAAUACGCUUUAAAUUCUAUUGAACAUUUAACACUGGAGCUCGAGGACAUUUUGAAUAUCCAAAAUAAGAAACGUCAAAUAAAAUAAAUCAUAAAGUCUCCGUAAACAAAACUGUCCUUCAAAAAACAGGCUAGUUGAGACAAAAACACCAGACUGGAGUCUUUUAUCAUCCAGUUUUCAGUACAGACAAAAGAAAAACGAGCUUGUUUUAAUUUAUCAUACGAUUAAUUGAUUUAUCGCUUACUGCGGCAGGCCUACUCAGAGCAGCUGUCAUCAUUUUGUGAGAUCGGCUUCCAGACGGUCGCUUUACACCCGUCCUCCUCCAGAACCGGCAGUACGAACCGGGCAGUACUGUCCGGAUCACCAGAAGAAAAAAAAAAAAAAAAAACUGAAAUACUAACAUCAAACCUCAUGAACUUUCUGCCACCAAGUCACUUAAACAGGUUCUGCUAAAUAUAAGACAAUUAAAAGGACUAUUAGUUACUGACUUCAUCACUGAGCAUUAUGUUGAUUUCUACUAAGAUAGUUGCACCAGAAACUAGACCAAAAAUACUUGGUAAGAUUUUGUGUUUUUGCAGUGCAGUUUAAAGGAUGUUUUGUGCUUCUUGUAAAUCCGUAAGAUGUAGGGUAACUACUAUUGAUUAUUGAUAUAAAAGGCUUAAAGAGACGCAUUCAUUGGUAGUAAAGACUCGGAUGACGUAGAACUUUGAACUGAGGAUUUGUGGUGAGCUGAACGGGAACCCAAACCACUUUCUCUCUUGGCUUUAGGUGCUUUUGUUAUCGAUUUGUUGUGCAUAAAUGUUCUCUCCAAGUGCUCUCAGGAUUGUAGUUGGAGCCAUUUAAAUACAUUAGUGGGAUUUUCUUGUGUGGGGUGAAAUAACCACUCCAUUAGAAGAGUUAAGGAUAUCAUUUGAAAUAUUAAAACUAAUUGAUCUUUGAGUUGAGACGGAUUUUGUUGGGUAAAGCAGGCAGUAAGUAGACUGACACAUUCCUGGUUGUUUUGUGGCCGUGAAUCAAUACAAAUAUCUCCUGUCUGUCUGUUUUUCUGUUUUGUAAGACUGAACGAUCAGAAAUGUAUUUACACACCAUAUAAAGAUAAAAUCUUGAUUUCUGGAAGUUAAUGAGCUUCUCAUAAUGACUCCUAGGUUUUUUAAAUUAGUUGCCUUAUGCUUCCCUUAAGGAUUUACAGUAAAUGUUGCCGCCGUUAUUGGAGAAAACGUUCUGAGUGACUUUAUUUUGCCUGUCAUGACUCACUUCCUCUCUGAGGUGGGACCCACAUGGAUGUCGGUGUUGGUCGGAUGCCCUUGGAGAUGAAGCUUAGAUAUCAGAAUAAUGCCUUGAUGCCUUUUUGUUGUCUUCCUUAUGGGAGGCUUAUGAUGUACAUAUUAACCUGUAUUUAUAAAUAAACUAACAAACACCAA
This is a messenger RNA of Poecilia reticulata (guppy), 4323 nucleotides long. RefSeq names its product plasmanylethanolamine desaturase 1b (gene peds1b). Gene Ontology annotation, molecular function: oxidoreductase activity. Lineage: Eukaryota; Metazoa; Chordata; Actinopteri; Cyprinodontiformes; Poeciliidae. The record is from RefSeq and is a predicted model, not a curated record.